Messenger RNA from Cylicostephanus goldi, 414 nucleotides. NCBI's taxonomy places the organism in Eukaryota, Metazoa, Nematoda, Chromadorea, Rhabditida, Strongylidae. The record is from the annotation of a GenBank genome assembly.
AUAGCUGCUAUGUCAUCAGCAUUGAACAGAUCGGAUCAUAAUAUUGUGUACAUUUUUGGUGCUGUCGUUCUUGCAGUUGGCACAUACAUUUUGAGAAAGUACAUCAAGGGCGGGCAGUUCAGAGAAAGAGUGAAUGGCAAAGGUCUCGUAGCUGCGGUGACCGGGGCCAAUGCUGGAACUGGGCUGGAAACAGUACGAGGCCUAAAUCUAGCAGGAGUCAAGGUAUACAUGCUAUGUCGGAAUGAAGAAAGAGCAUCUGAGGCGAAGAUCAAAUUGGUCCAGAUGGGAUGCGAUGCGGAACGGCUCAUAAUCGUGAAAUGUGAUUUAUCAGACUUUAGCAGUGUUAGAGCUUGCGCGAAAGAGCUCCUGUCAAUGGAAGAUAAAAUUGAUAUCCUCAUCAACAAUGCUGGUGUA